GGAAGGGUUACCAUUGCCGUCUAAUUUGCGUCAAAGAAAGUUGUCAGUUUGACAGUUUAUUCAGAUUCAGCUUGUUGUUACUUGUUGAUGUACAGAUAGUUUGUUUUAUAAAUAAUUUUCUUGCAAUUAUAAGCAUUUGAAUCGUUUAUUUGAUAACAAUGAAGGUAGACGCAACACCACCCCCUGAUAAACCUAAAAUACCUUUACCGACUUUGUCACAAAUAAAUGCCGAUAGAAUAACACAGCUAGCCACACAGUACUGGUCACCGCAGAGUAAGGAAACCCACUUACCUUACGAUGCUUCUAUUGUGGAAUCUAUAUACCACACGGAAAUUCUUGGAUCCAAUUAUGCAGUACGACGCAUCAUGAUGUUGGAAUUCUCGCAGUACCUGGAAAACUACCUGUGGCCACAUUAUGACUCCAGUACAGCAACACAAGCCCACAUGAUGUCCAUAGUUGUUAUGAUAAAUGAAAAGUUUCGGGAGAGGGUGCCGGCUUGGCAGGCAUUUCUAAAGAAGCCAGAACAGUUCCCCGGGUUUUUUGAGCAAGUACUACGCGUCAGUGUCGCCGAGGACCACACGAGUAACAACAUGCGAGAACAAACCGCAUUGCUUCUGUUCCUGAACCAUUGUUUUGGCAGUAUGGAGGUGCAACUCUGCCGGGAUCAGGUCAAACGACUUGUCUCGUUGAGUAUGUGGAUCAGUUUACAAGAAGGGAGACGAAAUCAAGAAUUUAAAAAAGUACCGAAAUGGAAAAAAUAUUGGCGUGCAAUUCAAAAGAAAGAUAAGCCAGAGUUAUUAGAAAAACUUAACUGGGAACGACGUUACUUGCAACGGCUGAUGAUAAAAUUCAUGCGCAUCUUGGAGGGAGUGGACGACAACGAAGAAAUAGAUCCACAUGUCAUCAGAUACUGUGAGCGUUUUCUUGAGUUGAUGAUCGAUUUGGAAGCAUUGCUGCCAACGCGCCGUUUUUUCAACACCGUGAUGGAUGACUGCCAUCUCGUCGUGCGCUGUCAGAUGUCCGCUCUUGCGCAGAGGCCGGAAGGGCAACUUUUCUCACAGCUGCUCCAAAUGUUGAAGUUCUAUGCACGAUUUGAAAUCAAUGAUGAAACUGGUGAUCCAAUGGCAGAUCGUGACAUGACUCUUUUACAUUAUUCCAGAAUUACGUCAUUGCAGAAAGCGGCGUUCUCAAAAUUCCAAGAUUUACGUUUGUUUUCUUUGGCAAAUGUAGCCAGCGUCGACACCAGGGAUGCAUUGCAGAAACAUUUCGGCAAUUUGAGUGAUAAGGCUCUUCGGGCUAUAGCCACUUAUCUGAAUCUCAUUCCACCGGAAGGCAAAGAAGAUGAAGCUCCUUGGCACCGUCUCGAUAAAACCUUUCUUAAAGAAUUGCUGAUAUCCAGACACGAGCGCCGCAUAUCACAAUUGGAGGAGCUCAAUUCAAUGCCUUUAUAUCCGACUGAAGAAAUUAUAUGGGACGAGAAUGUCGUACCCACAGAGAUUUACAGUGGUGAAAACUGUCUCGCAUUACCAAAAUUAAACCUGCAGUUUCUGACCCUACAUGAUUACCUGCUUAGAAAUUUCAAUCUGUUCCGCCUGGAGAGUACAUAUGAAAUACGACAAGACAUUGAAGACGCAGUCUACAGACUGGCUCCAUGGCGAGCAGAAGACGAUAGCGUAUACUUCGGUGGUUGGGCGCGAAUGGCUCAUCCCAUUAAGAGUUUUGCCGUAGUGGAAGUUGCGAAACCUAAUAUCGGGGAAAAAGCACCGUCCAGAGUCCGUGCCGAUGUUACUGUUACUCUUAGCGUCCGAAAUGAGAUCAAACACGAAUGGGAAAGUCUAAGGAAGCACGAUGUUUGCUUUUUAAUUACUGUGAGACCAACACAGGGUAUAGGUACUAAAUAUGACUACAGAAAGAGUAUGGUAGAGCAAGCGGGCAUAGUAUAUGUCCGGGGAUGUGAAGUAGAGGGUAUGUUAGACGCGUCUGGCAGAGUCAUCGAAGAAGGCCCUGAACCGAGACCCGAAUUAGAAGGAGAUUCUAGAACCUUCCGACUAUUGCUGGACCCCAACCAGUAUAGACUCGAUUUGGACCGUGCUAGCAAAGGAAAUGAAGAUGUAUAUGAAACAUUUAACAUCGUUAUGCGACGAAAGCCAAAAGAAAACAAUUUUAAGGCCGUGCUGGAGACUAUAAGGGAAUUGAUGAAUACGGAAUGCGUUGUACCUGAAUGGCUGCACGAUAUCGUGCUUGGAUACGGUGAUCCGGGACAAGCUCAUUACACCAGAAUGCCAAAUGAAAUUGCAACUUUGGACUUUAACGACACCUUCCUGGAUAUGGAGCACUUGCGUAACAGCUUCCCGGGACAUGAAAUCAAGGUGCAGACUGACGAUCCACGUAAACUGAUCAGACCUUUCAAGUUAACUUUCGAGAACGUUGCACGCAAGCAGCAGCAAGAUGAGAAUGCGACGGAAGAAGACAAACAGCGCAAAGUGAUUAUCGUCGAACCGCACGUUAUGCCGAAGAGAGGCCCGUACUUGUACAACGAACCGAAAAAGAAUACAAUAUUAUUUACCCCAACGCAAGUGGAAGCUAUUAGAUCUGGUAUGCAGCCGGGUUUAACUCUGGUCGUGGGUCCGCCGGGAACAGGUAAAACGGACGUCGCCGUGCAAAUAAUAUCGAAUCUGUACCACAAUUUUCCCUGGCAACGUACAUUGGUGGUCACACACAGCAACCAAGCUCUGAAUCAAUUGUUCGAGAAAGUUGCCGAAUUGGAUGUUGAUGAACGACAUCUCCUACGUCUGGGUCAUGGAGAAGAAGCGUUGCAGACGGACAAGGACUUUUCUAGAUAUGGGCGCGUGAAUUACGUGCUGGCGAAAAGGCUGGAAUUACUGGAGCUGGUGGGGAAGCUGCAGAGGACCCUAGACGCGGGCGGAGAUGCGGGCGCCACGUGCGAGCUGGCGCACCACUUCCACGUGUACCACGUCAAGCCCCGGUGGCAGAACUUCACUGACAAAUGCACUAACGAUCAGACAAAAUCCGUGGAGACCAUAAGCAAGGAGUUUCCUUUCCACGAAUUCUUUGACGAUGCACCCAAACCACUUUUUCCCGGCAAGUCCUAUGAAGAGGACAUGGAGAUAGCUAAGAGCUGUUACAGAUAUAUCAACCACAUAUUUGAAGAAUUGGAAGAGUUUCGUGCUUUCGAGCUACUGCGUUCCGGUUUGGAUCGUUCGAAAUAUUUACUUGUAAAAGAAGCGAAAAUAAUAGCCAUGACAUGUACCCAUGCAGCGUUGAAACGAUCCGAACUCGUACAAAUGGGCUUCAAAUACGACAACAUCCUCAUGGAAGAGUCUGCUCAAAUCCUCGAAAUCGAAACGUUCAUACCGCUGCUGCUUCAAAAUCCACAAGAUGGCAGGUCUAGGCUCAAACGAUGGAUCAUGAUCGGAGAUCAUCACCAGCUUCCACCGGUGGUGAAGAACAUGGCCUUCCAGAAGUACUGCAACAUGGAACAAAGUCUCUUCACGAGGAUGGUCAGGCUGGGAGUGCCAUAUGUUGAACUGGAUGCUCAGGGUCGUGCGCGAUCAAGUAUCUGCAACUUGUACCGAUGGCGCUACCUGGCACUGGGUGACCUCGGCCAUGUGACUCGCCUACCGGAAUACCGCGGCGCAAACGCAGGCCUCCGCUACGACUUCCAGCUCGUCAACGUGGACGAUUUCAACGGAGUUGGGGAAACGGAGCCAAGUCCUUACUUCUAUCAGAACCUAGCGGAAGCGGAGUACGUGGUGGCGGUGUUCAUGUACAUGCGGCUUGUGGGGUGGCCGGCGGAGCGCAUCUCCAUCCUGACCACGUACAACGGGCAGAAACACCUCAUCCGGGACGUCAUCGACAAACGGUGCGCCGAAAACCCUCUCAUCGGACGACCACACAAGGUGACGACAGUGGACAAGUAUCAGGGCCAGCAGAACGACAUCGCGCUGAUAUCUCUGGUGCGCACGAAGGCGGUCGGCCACGUGCGCGACCUGCGCCGUCUGAUCGUCGCCGCGUCCAGGGCACGACUCGGGCUGUACAUAUUCGCCAGAGUAAAUCUGUUCAGGAAUUGUUUCGAACUGCAGCCCACUUUCAAUCAGUUGGUCGAGAGGCCGCUGCAAUUGGAGUUGGUGCCGGGCGAGCGGUAUCCGGCCCAGCGGCGCAACGAGGCACAAGUUCCCGACUCGCUGAUCCUACGCAUCACUGAUAUGCCGCAUAUGGCCCGAUACGUUUACGAUAUGUAUAUAGAGAAGGUUCGAGACUGCAGCAAGCAGUUUGAGAGCUCUCCGCGCGCGUGGGUGGCGCCGGGCUCGGAGCGCGCGGCGCGCUCGCAGCAGGCGCACGCGCUCGUGGCGGCGCACCCCGGCGCCGACGACGACGACGAGCCGCCCGCCUUCCGCCCCAUCGACAUCGUCAACGAACUCGACGACGACAACUGAACGCAACGCGCCCUGUACCACGAUACAUAUUCUCCAAUGGUUAGCUUCCCAGCUGUUAUUCAACUUCAAAUAACCAAUGUUUUUAGUCCAAACGUUUCUCAAUCGGUUUUGUGAUAUGAGGGUUUCCUAUAUUUGUAAAUGCACAAUAUUUAAUCUAAGCGGAUAACCUAAGUGAGGAAUUAUGAGAUACAAGGAAAAUUAGUGACAAAUAACCAAGGUCGUUUUAAAACAGUUUUAGUCCAACAGCAGCGGCGAUUUUCUUGUAAAGCACUCCUGAGAAUUAAUGUUUAAAUCCGGCCUUGGUUAAUGUUCGCUAUCACGUCUCGGAUCUGUAUUAUUAAUGACAUCAAAACAAUAAAAUAUUCAAAAAUAUA
Messenger RNA from Manduca sexta (tobacco hornworm), 4831 nucleotides. Its product is annotated as RNA helicase aquarius. Gene Ontology annotation, cellular component: catalytic step 2 spliceosome. Gene Ontology annotation, biological process: mRNA splicing, via spliceosome. Lineage: Eukaryota; Metazoa; Arthropoda; Insecta; Lepidoptera; Sphingidae. The record is from RefSeq and is a predicted model, not a curated record. The transcript has 27 exons. Gene Ontology annotation, molecular function: helicase activity; mRNA binding. Bases 159 to 4457 code for a protein of 1432 amino acids.